This is a messenger RNA of Acanthoscelides obtectus, 509 nucleotides long. NCBI's taxonomy places the organism in Eukaryota, Metazoa, Arthropoda, Insecta, Coleoptera, Chrysomelidae. The record is from the annotation of a GenBank genome assembly.
UUGCUGAGUACAAGGAAAAAUGGAGAAACCUCAGUACAGUUCUUUCUCGAAAAAUGAAGUGCCCUCCAAGUGGAUCAGGAGCGACAAAGAAAAAAGCUUAUUACUUGGCUGAUGUAAUGCAGUUUGCUGUGCCAUUUAUAAAGACAGCCAUUCCUCCUUCACCUGGAAAUUUGCCAGAGAUGCCUGGACAACAGACAACCCAAGUACUAUCACCCUCAACUAGCGAUUAUGAUGAAAAUACUGCAGAAAAUGAUACAGAACCGGCGUCGUUCUCACAGCAGCCCUCACCUCCAUUUUCUCCGCCACCGCCGCCACUACAACAAACAGCACAGACUAAACGAAACGCAGAGAGAAGUCUUAUCACAGACAAACAUUUAAGGUGGCCUCACGGCGGAAAUGUGAAGAGGACGCAGAUGUGUCUGUCGCUGAAUAGUUUACAGCUAAGAAGACUAAACUGGACCAAAAUCAACAAGAUGAGAGGAAAUAAAGUAUUAAAAUGUUUUUGUUAA